Molecule: messenger RNA, 1108 nt
Organism: Bactrocera oleae (olive fruit fly)
Lineage: Eukaryota; Metazoa; Arthropoda; Insecta; Diptera; Tephritidae
Source: RefSeq, a predicted model, not a curated record
AUUGUAAAUAAGCAAAAAGUGUUUGCAACCAAAACGAGCUGCUGCUUACACCAUACAGGCCAUUGGCAGCGUAAUUAUCAAGACGUUGGUUUAUAUAAUAGUACAUUUUCGCAAAUCCCAAACAAAUCACGUAUAAGAAACCGAAAAUAAAUUAUAAAUAGCCAAAGUGUGAACUGCAAAUUGCAAUUUAAUUGAAAGAAUCAUUUGUUGCAACAUAGGAGUGCGGCGUUUCUUAACAUUAGAACUACAGUUCGUUUUUUGAACCGACAUGAAAGCGUUUUUUGUUUUAUUUGGCUUUUUUUGUCUCCACUGGAGCUUUGUUGUUGACGGAGCCCCUAGUAUCAAGAGGCUUGAACUUGGCGAUAAAGUGAGUGGUUCAAUUAUUUCUAUAACAACAUUAGCGCCAACUGUGACCUCAACGCCUUUAGCGGCAGUGGUCAACAAUGCAACAGUAAACAGCACCGGCUUUAAUAGCAAUAUCACCAGCUACAGUGAUCAGAAACAUAAGAUACUGCUGGUUGUCCUAUCGGAUGUGAAUGUACGGCAUCUUAAGGAUCCACAACAAGGCCAAUCCCGAACUAUUUCCAAUAAUGCGGAUAAUAAUUCUUUAAAUGAGACAUUAAAGAUUGAUGCAACGAUGCUCAAGGAAAUUUUGAAAAAUCUCCAACCCACGAAAAAGUGUGUAAAUAUUUUGCCACAAUUUGUGCAGCCUACAUUUCCAUGGCUCAUACGGAAGGAGCAACGUAAGCCGAUUACUUAUAUUGAACCGGUUUUAUGCGAGGACAUAGAAGACGAACGUGUAGUUUUAAUGGAAAGUUCAAUUUUACCACAAAACCAAAAGAGGCAACCUAUCGCACCAGUUAAAACAAAGGUGGGGUACUCACAAACGCGUUCGUCAAAAAACACACGAAAGCGUCAACGAUCGAAGCUGAGAACAGGUUCGGCUAAAAAAUCUCGGCAGUUGCCAUAUUCGUUGAACAAUUUUCGUGACUUAGACUAUGAGCAUGAUUCUGAAUUUGAUAAUGAUUGGACAAAUUUUAGCUCCGAAGAGAAUUAAUUGAUAAAAGUUGUAUAAUAUUCAUUCUAAUCAAAUUUAAAUGGUUAAAAU